Molecule: messenger RNA, 1877 nt
Organism: Apis dorsata (giant honeybee)
Lineage: Eukaryota; Metazoa; Arthropoda; Insecta; Hymenoptera; Apidae
Product: glucose dehydrogenase [FAD, quinone]-like
Exons: 2
Coding region: 20-1840 (606 amino acids)
Molecular function (GO): flavin adenine dinucleotide binding; oxidoreductase activity, acting on CH-OH group of donors
Source: RefSeq, a predicted model, not a curated record
AAAAUUUUUUUACAGAAUCAUGAUAGGACCGGAUAAAAUAGCGCAGCUGAUACUAUUCGUGACGUCUUUGGCGGAGACUCGAACGAUCUUAGACAUACUUUACAGUUACAAACUACCGAAUAAUAUUUUGAACAGAGAGGAGGCAGGCAAUGGGAAAUACGAUUUUAUUAUAGUUGGUGCCGGAUCCGGUGGAUCUGUCUUGGCAAAUCGGUUGUCCGAGAACAAAGGAUGGAAUAUCCUCGUGUUGGAAGCUGGAAAUACCGAGAAUUUAUUGAUGCAGGUCCCAUCUUUGUCGGUGUUGAUGCAAUUCUCACCCUUUAAUUGGGGCUACAAGGUGGAACCCCAGGAAAAUGCCUGUUUAGGCAUGAUCGAUCGACAAUGCGCUUGGCCACGGGGAAAAGUCGUAGGUGGGAGCAGCUCGAUCAAUUAUAUGAUCCAUACACGGGGAAAUAAAUUGGAUUAUGAUCGUUGGGCUGCGUUGGGGAACGAGGGUUGGUCUUAUCGGGAGGUGCUGCCUUAUUUCAAGAAGAGCGAGAGAUUCAACGUUCCAGGCAUCGAGAACAGCUCCUAUCACGGUUACGACGGCCAUUUGUGCGUCGAGCAUUCCUCGUACCACUCGGAAAUAGGGAAAGCCUUCCUGGAAGCGGGUGAAGAGUUUGGUUACAAGACAAUCGAUUACAACGGCGAGGAGCAAAUCGGUUUCUCCUUCAUCCAAGCGAAUCUGGACGCUGGGGUUAGGUGUAGCGCCGCAAAGGCGUACUUACAAGCGAACAGGCCGAACCUGAACAUCGUGACCCGAGCAAAAGUGACGAAACUUUUGAUGGACGGGAAACGAGUUCACGGUGUCGUGUACGUGAAGAACAAACGUUGGAAGAAAGUAUUCGCCACGAAAGAGGUGAUCCUCUCGGCCGGCACCAUAGACACACCUAAACUGUUAAUGCUGUCGGGUAUAGGGCCUAGGGAACAUUUGGAGAAAUUGGGUAUCAAAGUGGUCCAAGACUCGAAAGUGGGUUACAACGUGUACGAUCACUUGGGUUUCUUGGGUAUUUCGUUCACGGUGAAGAACGUGGUCACGCAAUCGAUCAGGAACGCGUUCAAAUCUGAGGUACUAUUGGAAUACGUUUUGAACAGGAACGGUUUCUUAUCGUCGAUCGGAGGGCCAGAGGCGAUAGCUUUCGUCCGAACCAAGUACGCGACCGACAGCAGGCCCGAUCUAGAGUUGUUGUUCAUCUCAGGAAGUUUGAACUCGGACGGUGGAACUUUGAGCGAGGCGAUGAGGGUGAGGAAGGAGGUGCACGAGGCCGUGUACGAGUCGUUGGGGGACAACGAGACGUGGACGAUCUGGCCGAUCGUGCAGCAUCCCAGAAGCGUUGGAAGGAUCAGUUUGAAAUCCAAGAACCCGUUCGAUCCGCCCAGGUUGGAGCCAAACUUUUUCUCGGAUCCGCUCGACGUGGAAGUUAUCUUGGAAGGGGUUAAAAUCGCUAUGAAUAUAUCGAAUUCGAAAGCGUUUCGAAGAUACGAGAGCACGUUGCACGAUGGGGUUGUACCGGGUUGUAGGAUAUUCGAAUUUGGAAGUGACGAUUAUUGGAGGUGCGCCAUCAGACACUUGCCAUCUAUGAUGAAUCACGAGAUAGGCUCGGUUAAGAUGGGACCCAGAAGUGAUCCCGACGCUGUGGUGGAUCCACAGUUGAGAGUGUACGGUGUUCGGGGAUUGAGAGUGGUGGACGCGUCUAUAAUGCCGGCUAUACCCGUUGGACACGUGAAUGCGGGUAUUUAUAUGAUAGGCGAGAAAGCGGCUGAUAUGAUUAAACAAGAGUGGCAAAUGGGAUAUGAGAAUUAGAAUCAUACGUUUGAAUUAAAUUCUGAUGCAGGAAAAA